Messenger RNA from Anguilla rostrata (American eel), 4448 nucleotides. RefSeq names its product glutamate receptor, metabotropic 5a (gene grm5a). The record is from RefSeq and is a predicted model, not a curated record. Gene Ontology annotation, biological process: G protein-coupled glutamate receptor signaling pathway; trans-synaptic signaling by endocannabinoid, modulating synaptic transmission; regulation of synaptic transmission, glutamatergic. The transcript is spliced from 10 exons. Gene Ontology annotation, molecular function: adenylate cyclase inhibiting G protein-coupled glutamate receptor activity; G protein-coupled receptor activity involved in regulation of postsynaptic membrane potential. Bases 456 to 3938 code for a protein of 1160 amino acids. Lineage: Eukaryota; Metazoa; Chordata; Actinopteri; Anguilliformes; Anguillidae. Gene Ontology annotation, cellular component: postsynaptic density membrane; plasma membrane.
AGACACUUUGCGAGGGCGAGAACGAGAGUGAGAAAGAGAUGUUUUUGUUGCCAUGGCAAAAAAGUGGAUUAAUCGUGAUGUACGGAUCAUCAUGUUUAGGUCUUUGCAGAACGAAUUUGAUUCACGGAUAGACUACAUUGGAUUCAUUUGAAAGCUCAUAAAACUGUUGAGUUACCGGGAGCAAUAAAGGAGAUAUUAUCCGCUCAGCAGGCGCUCGUUUUGGGCUAUCUAUGACUGGAGACUUACGAUAAGGUUAUGAUACCAAUGAUUGUACAAUCCUUUUCGACGAGACACGACCUUGGGGGAGACAUAUUCUCACUGGACUCUGUGUGGAAAUGUGAGACAAAUGAAAGCUUUACAGUACCAAGAGUGGAGUAGACUGAGAUAUUCCCCCGGACACCAUGUUUCUGAGAGUGUCGCUGCAGUGAUGGUAUUUUUCUGAAUGCAAGAGACCGAUGGUGUCACGUUGUGGUUUACCUAAUAAAAUGAGCCUCUUGCUUUUGGCCCUUCUUUUGCUGGAUGUCAGGAUGGCAAACUUAAGCCUCCUGGUGGGCGCCCAGUCCAAUGAGAGGCGGGUGCUGGCCCACGUCCCUGGGGACAUCAUCAUCGGGGCCCUGUUCUCGGUUCACCACCAGCCCCCAGCUGAUAAGGUGCACGAGCGGAAGUGCGGGGAGGUGCGGGAGCAGUACGGGAUCCAGCGCGUGGAGGCCAUGCUGCACACCCUGGAUCGCAUCAACGCCGACACCAAGAUCUUGCCCAACAUCUCGCUGGGCUGCGAGAUCCGAGACUCCUGCUGGCAUUCCGCGGUGGCCCUGGAGCAGAGUAUUGAGUUCAUCCGGGACUCUCUGGUCCCCUCAGAAGAGACAGAGAGCCAGGCGCGUUGCUCCAGCGACGGGCCUGUCAGGGGGAAGAAACCUAUCGUGGGCCUGAUUGGGCCUGGAUCCAGCUCAGUAGCCAUCCAGGUCCAGAACCUGCUGCAGCUAUUUAAUAUCCCCCAGAUUGCCUAUUCUGCUACCAGCAUGGACCUCAGUGAUAAGUCCCUAUUCAAGUACUUUAUGAGAGUAGUGCCCUCUGAUGCCCAGCAAGCCCGGGCCAUGGUGGACAUCGUGAAGCGGUACAACUGGACCUAUGUGUCGGCCAUUCACACUGAGGGAAACUAUGGGGAGAGCGGCAUGGAGGCAUUCAAGGACAUGGCCGCCAAGGAGGGGAUCUGCAUCGCGCACUCUGACAAGAUCUACAGCAACGCCGGGGAGCAGGGCUUCGACAGGCUCCUGGGGAAGCUGAGGAGCCAUCUUCCCAAGGCGCGCGUGGUGGCCUGCUUCUGCGAGGGCAUGACCGUGCGCGGGAUCCUCAUGGCCAUGCGGCGCCAGGGCCUGGUGGGGGAGUUCCUGCUGGUCGGCAGCGAUGGCUGGGCCGACCGCUACGACGUGACAGACGGGUAUCAGAGGGAGGCUGCGGGCGGCAUCACCAUCAAGCUGCAGUCGGCCUACGUCAAGUGGUUUGAUGACUACUACCUGAAGCUCAGGCCCAACAGCAACCUGCGCAACCCCUGGUUCCCCGAGUUCUGGCAGCACCGCUUCCAGUGCCGCCUGAGGGGCCAUCCGCAGGAGAACACCAAGUACACUCGCAUCUGCAGCGAGAAAGAGUCCUUGCGCCAGCAAUACGCCCAGGAUACCAAAAUGGGCUUUGUCAUCAAUGCCAUCUACUCCAUGGCACACGGCCUCCACAACAUGCAGAGGGCACUGUGCCCUGGCUACACCGGUCUCUGCAAAGCCAUGCGGCCCAUUGACGGCAGCAAGCUGCUGGAAUUCCUCAUGAAGACUAACUUCUCGGGCGUGUCUGCAGAGGUCAUUCGGUUUGAUGAGAAUGGAGACUCUCCGGGGAGGUACGAGAUCAUGAAUUUCAAGAAGGUGGGCGUGAACGACUUCGGCUACAUUAACGUUGGAAGCUGGGACAACACUGGUCUGAAGAUGGACGAUGAUGAGAUUUGGGCUAAUGCGAGUUCCAUUAUCAGAUCAGUUUGCAGUGACCCAUGUGAGAAGGGACAGAUCAAGGUGAUCCGCAAGGGCGAAGUCAGCUGCUGCUGGACCUGCACGCCGUGCAAGGAGAACGAGUACGUCUUUGACGAGUACACCUGCCGGGCCUGCGAGCUUGGGUCAUGGCCCACAUAUGACCUCACAGGGUGUGACCCCAUUCCUGUGGAGUACCUCCGCUGGGGGGACCCCGAGCCCAUCGCUGCCGUGGUCUUCGCCUGCCUCGGCCUCCUGGCGACCUCCUUCGUCACGUGCAUUUUCAUCAAGUUCCGGGACACGCCGGUGGUGAAGUCCUCCAGCCGCGAGCUCUGCUACAUCAUCCUGGCGGGCAUCUGCCUGGGCUACCUCUGCACCUUCUGCCUCAUCGCCAAGCCGCACGUGGUCUACUGCUACCUGCAGAGAGUGGGCAUCGGCCUGUCGCCCGCCAUGAGCUACUCCGCCCUGGUCACCAAGACCAACCGCAUCGCCCGCAUCCUGGCCGGCAGCAAGAAGAAGAUCUGCACCAAGAAGCCACGCUUCAUGAGCGCCUGCGCCCAGUUGGUCAUCGCCUUCCUCCUCAUCGUUCUCCAGCUGGGCAUCAUCGUGGCACUCUUCAUCAUGGAGCCACCCGAGGUCAUCCAUGACUACCCCAGCAUCCAGGAGGUCAACCUCAUCUGCAACACCACCACCCUGGGCGUGGUGGCGCCACUGGGCUACAACAGCCUGCUCAUCCUCAGCUGCACCUUCUACGCCUUCAAGACGCGCAACGUGCCGGCCAACUUCAACGAGGCCAAGUACAUCGCCUUCACCAUGUACACCACCUGCAUCAUCUGGCUGGCCUUCGUGCCCAUCUACUUCGGCAGCAACUAUAAGAUCAUCACCAUGUGCUUCUCGGUCAGCCUGAGCGCCACGGUGGCUCUGUGCUGCAUGUUCGUGCCCAAGGUCUACAUCAUCCUGGCCAAGCCGGAGCGCAACGUGCGCAGCGCCUUCACCACCUCCACCGUGGUGCGCAUGCACGUGGGCGACGGCAAGUCCUCCUCUGCCGCCAGCCGCACCAGCAGCAUGGCCAACCUGUGGAGACGCCGCGGGUCGGGCGGGGAGACACUCAGCUCCAAUGGGAAGACUGUCACAUGGGCUCAGAAUGAGAGAGUGCAGAGCUACAACCUGUGGAAGCGAAUCUCUGUCCACAUCAAGAAGAGGGAGUCCAACCAGACGGCCGUUAUCAAGCCCUUCUCCAAAGACGAGGGCGGGGUCAAGUGCAUAUAUGAGGUGCCUGAGACGAACCAACUCUACCCGGUCACGUACCGCCCACGGACCCCCUCGCACAUCAGCACGGUGAGCCAGAGGGCUGCGCCGCGGGGCUGCCUGGAAGAGGAGGAGGAAGAGGAGGUGCCGGCUCUGCCGUCCUACCUGAACGAGCGGCCCCAGCGCGGCCCCAGCGCCCAGGGCACCAUCAUGGACCAGAUCAGCUGCGUGGUCAACCGCUUCACCGCCAACAUCAGCGAGCUCAACAGCAUGAUGCUGUCCGGCCCCCCCUCCUGCGGUGCCACGCCCACCUCCACCACGCCCUGCUCCCCGACCUUCCUCAUUCCUCGCGAGAUGCAGCUGCCCACCUCCGUCACCACCUUCGCCGAGGUGCAGGCUGCCUCCGGCAUGGGGGCCAACGGUCGCAUGCGCGGCUUGGCCAAGGCCCCGCCUCUCCAGAUCAUGGACUCCCUGCAGGAUCCCACCUCUGUAAUGAGGCCCUCCGACCUGGAGGAGGCGCUGGCGACCCUGACGCCCCCCUCGCCCUUUAGGGACUCUGUGGGCUCUGGGAGCGGGUCGCCCACAUCGCCCGCCUCAGAGUCGGCCCUCUGCGACCCGUCCUCGCCCAGGUAUGAUCGGCUGGUGCUGCGGGACUACAGCCAGAGCUCAUCGUCAUUGUGAAGCCAGGCAGAGAGCAGCAGGGCAACCAUGGCGCCUCCUUAAACACACAGCAAAAUGACAAACGUUAGUCAACACCUGCCAGGUUUCCUGUAACCCCUGUGUUUACAGCAGUGUGGAUUUAGUCUGUGUUGAGUGGCCAGAAAGGACCUGACCAAGGCUCUAGCAAGUUUCUUCAUGACACAGUUUACAGAAGGGGUCCAGAGAACAGGCUUCAUAUAACUUCAAGUGGCCUUACUGUGCUCAGAUGCAGCUUUUGGCCAAUCUAGAGUCUCUUUUGGACUCUGCUAGGACUGGGCCACUGGCUUUGCCAUUGGGGCCCCGGUAUUGCUGAGGAGCAUUAACAGUAUACACCCUGGUGGUCCUUGGUGAUCAUCCUUGUGACAGUUAAAAUGGAACAGACACGUGAGAUGCUGUCGACUGUAUCCUGGGGUGUCGAAAUCAUGGUCAACAGCAUAAAUAUCCAGUGUGAUUUGCCUUUCUGGCACAUUUUCAGACACACUACAGUAUAAA